AUGGCCUCCAAAGUUAUUACAAUUUUUCAUACAUUUAUAAAGCUCCUGUCCUACUAUAAUCCUCAAAUGCUGAAAAAAACUUCUUUAUUACUAAUUCUCAUAAAAUACGUAUUUGGUUUAAGACUGGAAACCUUUAAUCUAUAUAUAUCUCCAUACUCAACUAAAGUUAAUGGCGUUGUAUUUUCUUUGGAGAUAAUUGUAAGUUCAAAGAAUGCCAAUCUCCUAGCUCUUGUUGAUAAUGAAAUCUUGCCUAUAGUCAGAGACGAAGAGUCGAAUCGCUACCAGGUUAGUUGGGUAAGAGCCCUCCCACAAGCCAAAGCAGGUGAAAUUAAAAUAAAUUUUUUUGAGGCCUCUCUUUAUAAAAGCUUAAACGAGUAUGUUCAUGGGAGAGGAUAUUUACCAGAACUUCUUGCGCAGUAUUCCUUUAAGUACAGAGGUGCGUCAACCCUUGAGCCUGCUAUUCCACCUUCAACAGUGGCAAUAUUAAUUUCCUCUUUUUCAUUUUUUGUUGCCCGAAACAUACGGAGAAAUGCUAUACUUCGAAAUACGUUUUAUAAAACACAAGUUAUUCGAUAUUAUAAAGAAAGACUGGUUAACGAAGAGAACGACCAGAAGUCUUCGAAUUAUACCUCGUUUCGCAUUAACCAAGGCGCGCUAGUCAGUAGUUUGUUCUUCCCUCUUAAAGCGAGGGCGGUAUUUUCGAGAGACCCCUCAAAUUUGUUAAUAUUGCAAACAGUUGAGGUAAAAGUGGUUGCUGCCGUUGUUGGGCUCGAUGAGGGUUUGUUUCACGCCCAGCUGGCGUGGAUGGAGAUCGCCAGAGUUACAGCCUUGCAAUACUCCCCGGGUAAAGUUUUUACCCUCGGUAGUUUGCUGUGUGUCUCGCCAUAA
Messenger RNA from Zophobas morio, 888 nucleotides. RefSeq lists its product as uncharacterized. The transcript is spliced from 10 exons. The record is from RefSeq and is a predicted model, not a curated record. The coding region runs from base 1 to 888 and encodes 295 amino acids. Gene Ontology annotation, cellular component: endomembrane system; membrane; endoplasmic reticulum. Lineage: Eukaryota; Metazoa; Arthropoda; Insecta; Coleoptera; Tenebrionidae.